GCCUGUCCGGCGCGUAGCCGGACGGGCCAAUCAGGACAUGGAGGAGCACAUCGCGCAUCUUCCUCGACUUCAGCCAAUCGGCGCGCGGGCCCGGGCCUGGCGCGUGGCCCGGCAGGCCAAUCUCCGCCAGGGACGCCUCCUGGCGUGCCCUUUGCCCUCUCACGUUCGAAUCCCCGCCGCCAAUCGCGGGGCGGACAGAGGCAGCUCGCGCUUGUUUACUGCCUAACGGCCGCCGGAGAGCACUUCGCCCCCCGCCAAGUGCACGCGGCCUGCUGAGCGCGCAGACAUGCAGGAGAAUAACAUCUUCCUGGGGCAUAAAAUAUGGAAAAUUUGGAUGUGGUGAAAAUUGUGCAAGAAAGUCCGCCGUCUUCUGUAGAAUCUGACAUCAGAAAUACGCACAACACUGGUUGCAACUUAAAUACUAACAGCAGAAGUAGUCCCUUGUCCAAUCCAAAUGGAGUUUCCAGUUUCUCAGGGAAGACCAGCCCGUCUGUAAUCCCUGGGUCUAUUGAAGUGUUGGCUUCCUUUAUGCAAGAUAUUCAAAAGACUGGAAGGACUGACUCAGAAAUUUUGCAGAACUGUGAGACAAGGUGGCUACAGUUAUUCAAACUGGUGGAGAAACAAUGUCAGGAACAAAUAGUUGCCCAGCAAGAGCAGUUCCACCAUCAAAUCCAACUUGUUCAGAAUGAGAUAUGGCGGUUAUUGAAGUUACAGAACAGUAAUGUUUCUUGGGAUUCCAGCACCUGCAGGAGUUCUCCUGCCAAAUUUACAAACAAUUUUUCUUCAUUAGAAAGUCAAAUGGGGUUGAGGUCUGUGACCCUUCAGGAACAUGAGCCGAUUAUCAAUCAACUUAAGUCUAAUGAAGCUGAAAGUCAGCCAAAAGCAUCUGCUGUGCAUCAAGAGUGUUUUGCAAAUAAUAUCUCAAUGAACAGUGGCUAUGGUACCCUUACUGCUUCAGAACUGAAUCCCAGCAAAUCCAUGGACAUUAAAAAGUGCAUGGAAUACACAGAAAAGAUUUCCAAAGGACAGGGAGAUGCACUAAUGACACAGGGGGAUGUGGCCAUAGCCAACAUACAAACAAAAAGAGAAUGUGCCCAAAAAACUGAGGACUCUUGUCCAUCACUAAAAGCCGAUAAUUUAGUUUUUCCUGCUGAAUUUGAACAUAAGUUUAAUGAGGAUCAAUGUGGAAAAACAAACUGUAAAUCUCUAACAUCAUGGGCACAAAAGCUGAAACAAAACCAAUCAAAAAAACCAAAUGUGGAAGAGGAAGGGCAUGUGAACUCUAUGCAACAAAAUGAGCAAGGAAAGAAAUUAACAUUUGAGACUAUGAAUCUUACUGAUGCUGUUUCCCCGUCAUAUGCUUUUUACCUCAGUCAGCCAAAUGAAAGUCCAAGUUCCUUAACUUCUGAAGCUUCAGGGCUUACAUAUUGGAAACUAGAUGAGAAGGAGCUAUAUCGCCCUUUGCCUGAGAAUUUCAGGAAUGAAUUUUCUAAUAUUUUCUCCACAAAGCUGUCGUCAGAUCAGUUGUCUUCUGGUGAAGAAAUGAAGCCAUCAUCAUUGAAGGAUAUUUAUCAUAAAAAGCAAAGGGAAAAUAAGCAGCUGCCAGAAUGGAAUCAAAUCUCUCCUUCUCAAGCGAGUCACCCGCCAGAGGUUUUAACUUUGGACCCGACACUGCACAUGAGAUCAGGUCAGCAUAAUCCAGGACAUUGUUUUUUCAGUACCUCUGAAGAGAAGACUCCUUUUUCCCCGGACUCUAUGGCAGAUCCCUCUUUCUCCAGUCAUUCUGACACAGACUCGUUUUCACAUGCAAGUAAUAUAACUUCACCUCAAUUAGAAGUUUCCCCAAAAUAUCCUUCUAGCACUAAAGCCAUACAUCUGGAUCCCUGGAAGAAUCAUGGCUUCCAAAAUGAAACCAAGACCACCUGUUCUUUUCCCAUGGCAUAUGCUAAUGCUGGUAAUAUUUUAAUCAACACCAAGGAUGAAGGAAGUUUAACUUUAACUCCAUCUUCAAUUACCCAGUCACAAUUUCCAUGUGCUGACAGCAGUUUACCAGAAUAUAGUGUUUCAGUGGCAUCCUUUGAAGAUCCUGUGGUGUUGUCAAAGAUUAGGCAGAACUUGAGGGAAAAACAUGCCCGACAUAUAGCUGAUCUACGAGCUUAUUAUGACUCAGAGAUCCAUAGUUUAAAACAGCAGCUAGAGGCGAGUCAUAAAACUGCUUCAUCUGAAGAUUUGAAGAAAAUCAAUCAAAAUCUUGUUGAUAGGUGUGACCAGUUAGAUGCAGCUUUGAAUGAAGCUAGUGCCUGUAUGAGAGCCCUUGAAAAUAAGAAUAAUAUGCUGGAAAAGCAAGUGACAGAUUGGAGAGAACGCUUUUAUGCAGCCAGCAAUACUUCCAAAGUUUUGCAAGAACGUAUUGAAGAAAUGCGCACAAGUAAUAAAGAUAAGGAUAAUACCAUCAGCCGACUGAAAUCUAGGCUUAAAGAUCUUGAAGAAGCAUUUGAAAAGGCUUACAAGCUAUCAGACAAUAAAGAUACUAGGUUAAAGGAAGAAAAUAAAAUGUUUCAAGAUCUUCUUGGAGAAUAUGAAUCCCUUGGAAAAGAACAUGAAAGAGUAAAGGAUACAUUAAACGCAACUGAAAACAGAUUGCUUGAUGCAAACACCCAGAUUUCUGAUUUGAAAAGAACAAUUUCAAAACUAGAAGUUCAGCUCAUGCAGGUAGAGCAUGAAAACAUGUUGAAAUUCCGCCAUAUUACUGAAAGUCAUUUAAGAACAUCCCGUGUCAAUAGCAAGUUGGCAGCCCCUGAUGUCAGCAGGCGAAAGUGGUUGAUCCCAGGAGCGGAGUAUUCGAUUUUUACAGGCCAGCCUCUGGAAAGCCAAGAGACCAAGGACAACAGACUGGAAGAAACCUACGUUCCUUCCAGGCACCAUUCUCCUCCAGAAAAGGACUCUUCACAAGAAGACUCUUCAGCAGAUGUAACUGGAAAAAAAGAAAAUGAGGCACCUGAGACACCAAUCAUGAAAGCCUUUAAGGAACUUGAAGAAAGAAAAGCAUUUAAAGAUUGGACCACGCAGACGGAAAAGGACGACACUUCCGCCAAAAUGUCAAAUCGACGGCAGACUGUUGGAUUCGAUGAAACUACUUUCAUUACUAGUCGGUCCCCCGAGAAAUGUAAGGACCAACAAAGACCAAAAAGAUACAGCUCACCUAAUGGGCAGAGGUCAUCAUCUCUCCCUCCUUCCAACAGGAAGUCAAACACUCCAACAAGAAGAGAGAUAAUGUUGGCACCAGUGUCUGUGACAUACAGUCCAAAACGAUCACCAAAGGAAAACCUAUCUCCUGGAUUUAGCCACUUGCUUAGCAAAAAUGAAAACACAGUGACAAGGUUUGAUAUACUUCUGGAUGAUCUGGAUCUUGCUGCUGCUUCUACACCACAACAUAGCAAUCCAAGAAAAAGACUCCAAUUUCUCUCACUAGAUGAUAUAGAAGGAAGGCAGCAUUCUGAUAAGGGCAUCAACAGCUGUGUUAACUACAAUUCUUGUGCUGAAUCUUUGCAUCCUGGAAUGAAGAAAGGAACUGUGGGGUCUGCCUGGGAAGAGAGGAAUAUAACACACAAGAAUGAACAAUGCGUUCCUGCACCAGUAGCACCUUAUGAGGCAGACUUCAAGUACACAGCAAGGAUUAAGACAUUGGCUGAAACGGAGAGACUUUUUGAUGAGCUCACACAAGAAAAGCAACAGAUUGAAGCUGCCUUAAGUCGAAUACCUUGUGCUGGGGGAAGAAUGACCUUGCAAACAAGAUUAAAUCAGGAAGCCUUGGAAAAUCGCUUGGAAAGGAUUAAUAGAGAUUUGGGUUCAAUCCGCAUGACACUGAAGCGAUUCCAUGUUUUACGUACCUCUGCAAAUAUUUGAGACUUGUAUCUAUUAAAUUUGGAUAUGCUUUGGUUUGCACUAACAUAUAAUUAUGCACUCAGCGAAUGCAAAUUGUUUUGUAUUUUUGUAAGCCCUCAACAGUAGUUUUACAACCAUGUUAUCCUUUACACACAGCAAUAUUUUGUACUUCAGACAGCCACCUAUAUUUUAAACAUAUUUUUGUUACACUUGAGGAAUUGAUCCGUUUAUCGUGUAUUUUACUAUUUUUAAAAAUAGUAACUAUUUUUAAAUAGUGGUAUGAAUUCAAUUUAUAAUAUGAAGAAGGAAGUAAACAGAGGCAGCUUGUUUUCUGAAAACAAUCAUGUUAUCCUUUUGCACUCACUUUGCUCUCCAUUUUAUAGAGCAACUGGCCUAUACUGUAAAUAGUAACUCCUAGGUAAUUUUGAACUUUUAUAUUAUUCAUAAGGCAACAUGAAGCUUCUGUGGCAAAAUCAACUACAAAUAUAUGCUAGACAUCUUCUAUUGAAAGUAUGUAGCUAGGUUUUAAUUUUUUUUUGUUGUGACUCAUUUUAAAUGCAUCUCUACGCACUGGAAUUCUAUUUAAGUAUUGUUCUGUAUAAAUUAAGAGCAAGCCAUUGAACAAACAAAAGAAAAUAAAUGUAUGUGUUCUUUUUUUUU
Molecule: messenger RNA, 4545 nt
Organism: Gavialis gangeticus (Gharial)
Lineage: Eukaryota; Metazoa; Chordata; Crocodylia; Gavialidae
Gene: MPHOSPH9
Product: M-phase phosphoprotein 9
Exons: 24
Coding region: 322-3906 (1194 amino acids)
Cellular component (GO): centriole
Source: RefSeq, a predicted model, not a curated record